Messenger RNA from Blastomyces gilchristii SLH14081, 966 nucleotides. Its product is annotated as PAP2 domain-containing protein. Lineage: Eukaryota; Fungi; Ascomycota; Eurotiomycetes; Onygenales; Ajellomycetaceae. Bases 1 to 966 code for a protein of 321 amino acids. The record is from RefSeq and is a predicted model, not a curated record. The transcript has 4 exons. Gene Ontology annotation, molecular function: phosphatidate phosphatase activity. Gene Ontology annotation, biological process: phospholipid metabolic process.
AUGUCAGAAGAUGACCUGCUUCAAAGGAACAAAUCUCUAUCGGCUAUCGCGAGCCGGCCUGGGGUUCUGGGUGCCCUGGCGCGCUUCUGGCUCCGGUCGUAUGCCGCGGACUAUGUGAGCUUGAUCGUGCUCGUCGUGGGAUGGAUCUUGAUCCAAAUAUUCGUACGACCCUUUUACCGCAUGUUUACGUUGGAUAAUGUUUCUAUACAAUUCCCAUUUGCGGAGGUGGAGCGGGUUCCAGUUUUAUGGUCAAUUAUUUAUGCGGGAGUGAUGCCAUUGAUCAUCAUAAUCGUGUGGGCGGUGAUCAUUCGGCCAGAAACCCACUUCACGCAUGUAUCCGUGCUUGGGCUCCUCGUCACUCUUGCUCUUACUUCCUUCCUAACCGAUAUAAUAAAGAAUGCGGUGGGUAGGCCACGUCCCGAUUUGCUCUCGCGCUGCAGCCCGGAAAAAGGCACGCCGGCACAUAAGAUGGUUACCAUUGAAGUGUGCGGAGCGCCGGAGUCCCAUCGACUGCAUGAGGGAUGGAGAAGUUUCCCGAGCGGACAUAGCAGUUUUGCUUUUGCGGGGUUAGGAUAUCUUGCCAUAUUUUUUGCAGGACAAUUACAUGUAUUCCAACCUCGAACAGGCUUAGCUCGCUUCCUAUUCUCCCUUUCCCCUUUAUUAGGGGCUCUGUUGAUCGCCAUGUCUCGAUUAGCAGACUAUCGACAUGAUGUGUAUGACGUGGCGGUUGGCUCAUUACUAGGAAUAUCAGUUGCAUACUUCACCUACCGACGCUAUUAUCCGCCUUUGCAGUCAGUACACUGUGAUACUCCAUACAGUAGGUCGGAAAUACCACCAGAAGGCUUUCAUAGGGUUGCGCGAGAUGAGGAAGAGCGUUUGUUCAGCGGUAGAGUUGCUCGAGGGCCAAACGGGGAGUACGGUGAUGAUGGGUAUCAGAUGCGAGGAAUGGAAACAGGGCGAGCUUAA